GCAGGGCCUGGCGGCGGGCGCGGGCCGGAACUCCUCUCCGUGUCCUGCGGUUCUACUCAACCUUCCUCGGCUCCUCUUAGCCCCCCGUGGCCCUUCUCACCCCCCUCAGUGUCCCUCGGCUUCUCUCAGACCCCUUCCACUCCCGUCUUCUUCCCGCAGUCCCCCUUGUCACCCCUGAGCGCUCUCGUCUCUCCUGAGCUCCCCUGAUACUCCCUGAACGCCCCGCUUCUCCCCUGGUCACCCCACAACCCCCUCAGUGCCCCCCAGCCGCCCUCAGCUCCCGCCGAGAUGGAUGAUGAACCCGAGCGGACCAAGCGCUGGGAAGGAGGCUACGAAAGAACAUGGGAAAUUCUUAAGGAAGACGAAUCCGGGUCGUUGAAAGCAACCAUCGAGGACAUUCUCUUCAAAGCAAAGAGGAAAAGACUCUAUGAACACCAUGGACAAGUCCGGCUUGGAAUGAUGCGUCACCUUUACGUGGUUGUUGAUGGAUCAAGAACAAUGGAGGACCAAGACUUAAAACCGAACAGACUUACUUGCACUCUGAAGUUACUGGAAUAUUUUGUUGAGGAGUACUUUGACCAGAAUCCUAUUAGUCAGAUUGGAUUAAUUGUAACCAAGAGUAAAAGAGCGGAAAAAAUGACAGAACUCUCAGGAAACUCAAAAAAGCAUGUAACUGCUCUGAAGAAAGCAGUGGAUAUGAACUGCAGUGGAGAGCCUUCUCUAUAUAAUUCCCUAAAUUUGGCCAUGCAAACUUUAAAGCACAUGCCAGGACAUACAAGCCGAGAGGUUUUGGUAGUCCUCAGCAGUCUGACAACAUGUGAUCCUGCCAACAUCUAUGAUCUAAUUAAGUGUUUAAAAGCAGUAAAGAUCAGAGUGUCCGUCAUCGGCUUAAGUGCUGAAGUUCGAGUUUGUACAGUACUUGCCCGAGAAACUGGUGGAACUUACCACGUUAUUUUAGAUGAAGGUCAUUAUAAGGAACUGCUGAUGCACCAUGUUAGUCCUCCACCUGCCAGUUCAACUUCUGAGUGCUCCCUUAUUCGAAUGGGUUUUCCUCAGCAUACUAUUGCUUCUCUAUCUGAUCAAGAUGCAAAGCCCUCCUUUAGCAUGGCGCAGUUGGAAAAUAACAGUGACCCAGGUCUUACACUGGGUGGAUAUUUUUGUCCUCAGUGCAGAGCCAAAUACUGUGAGCUUCCUGUGGAAUGCAAAAUCUGUGGUCUUACAUUAGUGUCUGCACCUCAUCUGGCUCGGUCUUACCAUCACUUGUUUCCUUUAGAUGCCUUUCAGGAAGUUCCACUGGAAGAAUACAAGGGGGAACGGUAUUGUCAAGGCUGCCAGGGAGAAAUAAAAGAUCAAAAUGUGUACAUAUGCAAAGUGUGUCAGAAUGCAUUUUGUGUGGAAUGCGAUCUGUUUGUUCAUGAUUCACUGCACUGCUGUCCUGGCUGUAUUCAUGAGCACCCUGCUCCUGUAUCUGUAUGAUCUCAUAUAUUUUUAAAAAUUGAUUUGUCUUUGUCAUUCUUGAAUAAAUCCAGUUGUUUUAUUCAGCCAUCACUUUAACUGAGGCAUCUCUGAAGAAGAUUCCAGAGGGAUAAACAGUGGCAUAGAUGCAAACUUAAAUGUUUCAAUGAUUUUAUUACUGUUAGUAUAUACGUGAAUUAUCUGUAUCUGUUUUUUGUUCUUGUCUAAAGAACUAUGGCUUUUCCCAGCUGUUACUAUAAUAAUGUAUAUAUUUGUAAAUGUGAAAGUGAUAAAACUGUUUUUUAUGAUAAUGUGAUGAUUCAUCUUGGUUUCAUUACUUGUUCAAAAAGAAGCCAUGAAAAUAUAUUUUACACAUUUACAUUUGG
This is a messenger RNA of Pseudopodoces humilis (Tibetan ground-tit), 1841 nucleotides long. It is a transcript of the gene GTF2H2, whose product is annotated as general transcription factor IIH subunit 2. NCBI's taxonomy places the organism in Eukaryota, Metazoa, Chordata, Aves, Passeriformes, Paridae. Gene Ontology annotation, cellular component: transcription factor TFIIH holo complex; transcription factor TFIIH core complex. The record is from RefSeq and is a predicted model, not a curated record. Gene Ontology annotation, molecular function: zinc ion binding. Gene Ontology annotation, biological process: nucleotide-excision repair; regulation of transcription by RNA polymerase II; DNA-templated transcription.